Molecule: messenger RNA, 3942 nt
Organism: Aspergillus udagawae
Lineage: Eukaryota; Fungi; Ascomycota; Eurotiomycetes; Eurotiales; Aspergillaceae
Exons: 10
Coding region: 1-3942 (1313 amino acids)
Biological process (GO): intracellular potassium ion homeostasis; potassium ion import across plasma membrane
Cellular component (GO): plasma membrane
Molecular function (GO): high-affinity potassium ion transmembrane transporter activity; hydrolase activity
Source: RefSeq, a predicted model, not a curated record
AUGAAGGUCGCUGGAUUCCUUUGGCUCAGCCUUCUCAGCUCCUCCCUUGCAACUGGCAGAAUCCAUGGAAUAGUGGAAAGAAGCACAGUGAGCGAGAUAUUGAGCGAGAUAUUGACCGAUAUCGAAAAUGCUACGACCUGCGCUGCCUGUGAGUCGUUGUUGGUUGUCCUACAAACUCUAGCCCAUCUUGGCAAUGAUGACUUUGUGGAUGUGAUAACCCAAGUCUGUAUUCUGGCUGGGGCAGAAGACUCGGACGUUUGCGAGGGUGCCAUCGCUCGCGAAGGCCCUAUAUUGGCGCAUGAUCUUCGCAAUAUGAAUAUACCCUCGACUACCGCCGUUCUCUUUUGCACCACAAUCUUUGGCCUCUGUGAUUUUCAGGCUGUCACAAAGUAUACGCUUGACUAUCCUUCGGCCAAACCGACAAACGCAUCUCGCCCAUCGCCCAGCGGGGAAACACCUAUUCAGGUCGUGCACAUCAGUGAUAUCCAUGUUGACCUAUCUUAUGAAACUGGCGCCAGUUAUAACUGCACGAAAAACAUCUGCUGCCGUCCUUACACAACAUCUGACGCACCCGGCAAUACUAGCUAUCCUGCGGGGAAGUUUGGCGAUCACAGCUGCGACACUCCGCUUAGUCUGGAGGAGAGCAUGUAUGCGGCUAUACAGCAGCUGGUCCCCAACGCAGCAUUCACCAUCUUCACAGGUGAUGUUGUAGAAGGCGCGGUGUGGCUGGUCAAUGAGAUCGAAGUUACCAACGACCUCAACGAUGCCUACAACGCCCGGAUGCCAUCAUACCUCAGUCUCGUUUACGGAGUGGUUGGUAAUCAUGACGCAGCGCCUGUCAAUUCCUUUCCUGCAGCUGACAUCGACACAACAAUUUCAAGCCAAUGGGCGUACGAUACUCUUGCGUCCGACUGGAAGCAGUGGAUAGGGUCAACGGCUGCCACCACGGCCAAAGACUACGGCGCGUAUUCCGUGAAGUACCCGGCUGGAAAUCUGCGCAUAAUCUCCUUCAACACAAAUCUGUACUACAAGGAGAACUUCUGGCUGUACGAAAAGACCAUGGAGACCGAUCCAAGCGGACAGCUUGCCUGGCUCAUCGGUGAGCUCGAUGCUGCGGAGACCGCCGGCGAGCGAGUCUGGCUGCUCGGCCACAUGCCCAUGGGUUCCGGUGAUGCCUUUCACGAUGCAUCCAACUACUUCAAUCAGAUUGUCCAGCGGUAUGACGCGACCAUCGCCGCUUUGUUCUACGGUCACACUCACAAAGACGAGUUCGAGAUUGUCUAUUCCAACUACACAGACCAGAGUGCGCAGACUGCGACGAUGAUGUCGUAUAUUGCUCCCGCGCUGACUCCGACAUCCGGGAACCCGACCUUUCGCGUCUACUCGGUCGACCCGGUCACCUUUGGCGUGUUGGAUUACACCGUGUACAUUGCCAAUAUGUCCAGUUCAACGUACCAGAGCAAGCCUACCUGGCAGAAAUACUACUCCAUCAAGGAGGCAUACGGCUCUCUUCUGAGUCCCCCAGUCACCGACAGCGCGAGCGAGCUGACUCCUGCUUUCUGGCAUAACGUCACUGCAUUGUUCGAGAGCGAUGACAGCGUGUUCCAAGAUUAUAUCGCCCGUAAGAGCAGGGGGUGGGAUGUCUCCAGCUGCACUGGCGAUUGCAAGACAUCGGAGAUUUGCCAGCUGCGAGCGGCCGAGGCGCAUACAAUUGCGUUGAAAUCACCCCCGGUAUCCAUUUCAAGCGCAGAAAACGAGACGAUACGAGCAGCGGCACAAAGAUGGAGAGUGCAUGUGGCGGGCACCUGUCUGAUAAGCUCCUUCAUUCUCUGGGGCGCCGCGCAGCCCUUCGGUAGUCUCCGUUAUAUUGAUGCCCUGUAUCUCGCCGUCAGUGCUAUGACGCUGGCAGGCCUCAACACAGUGAAUCUGUCCACCCUGAGCACCUUUCAGCAACUCUGGCUAUUUUUCUUAAUUAUACUCGGCUCCGCGAUCUGGGUGUCCAUCGCCGUACUCUUGACGCGCAGGCGCGCAUUCGAACAGCGGUUCGGUGAUAUCAUCCGAGAGCAACGCCUGCAGAGAAAGGGUACGCGCGAGUCCCUGCAAGCAGGCCCCAGCUUUUCUCUGUCGCGGUCGUUCCGUCGACGAGGGACUACCUCGGACCGUCUAAAUCUGCAAUCUGUACCAGCUGGUACCACCCAGGCACCUGACCGCAAUGUUGUGUCCCGUCAACCUUCCAGCUACUCACCCAGACAGCAAGGUGGUGGAGUUGCUGAUCUGCCUGUAGAGACAGCUGCUGGAGUCGAACAACGGCAACCGUCUAGAGAGAGCGCGGAGGAGAAACCUACCCUCUUGAAUCGGAAGCCUUCAGUCAACUCUCCCCCUGCUUCUGCGAACCCCAAUAAUUGCGAGGAGGAGCAAUCUACUCACUUGGAUCGGAAGACUUCAGUCAACUCCAUUCCUAGCUCUGCGAAUGUCAAUAAUCGCGAGGAGUACUCCCACCUUGCCUUCGCGUCUGAUGUGCAACGUCCUCGCGAACAGUCAUCAAGUAGGUAUCCCCGACCGCAUCUUCUCCCGCCCUAUACAAACUACAGACAGCCGUCCGUGUUGUCAGAUCGUGGGCCCUGGCGCGGAGAGGAACCAGGCUCGUCCGGUCAUGAAACUUUGGCGUUCCUACGCCAUGUUGGACGAAAUUCUACCUUUCCUAUGCUGACCGAGGAGGAACGCGACAAACUCGGCGGUGUGGAAUACCGAGCCGUGUGCCUGCUGACCAUCAUUGUGCCCAUUUACUUUGUGGCCUGGCAGAUUCUUGGAGGGCUGGCAGUGGGGGCUUAUGUGGCCCAUAACAAAAGCACGGUGACGGAGACGAAUGGCCUAGCUCCAUGGUGGGCCGGUUUCUUUUUUGCGAUUUCCGCGUUCAACAACUCCGGCAUGAGUCUUGUGGACGCCAACAUGGUGCCUUUUCGAUCAUCAACGUUCAUGCUCAUCACCAUGGGGCUAUUGAUCCUGGCGGGUAAUACCUGCUACCCGAUAUUUCUACGAUGGAUCCUGUACGCGAUGCUCCGCCUCCUGCCCAAGCAUCCCUACUUUCAAGAGUCCCAUGACACUCUGCGUUUCCUUUUGGAUCAUCCCCGUCGAUGCUACACCAGUCUCUUUCCUUCACCACAUACCUGGUGGUUGCUCCUCUCCGUGGUGCUACUCAACGGGAUUGACUGGGUGGCGUUCGAAGUUCUAAAUGUUGAUAAUCCCGCGGUCAACACGAUUCCGCUCGGCUCCCGAGUCCUCGACGGACUUUUCCAGGCCCUCUGUGUGCGUAACGGCGGGUUCUAUCUCGUCAGCAUUUCUGCCCUUCAGCUGGGUAUGCAGGUCAUAUAUGUGAUUAUGAUGUACAUUUCCGUGUAUCCAGUGGUGAUCACCAUGCGCAACUCCAACGUUUACGAGGAGCGCAGCCUGGGGAUCUACGCCGACGAUCUGCCAUCAGCGUCGCAGGAGCCCGACAGCCAGGAGAAAAACCUACACGGGAAGACGCCCUCCGGUCGGCGUUACUUUAUUCAACACCAGCUGCGGGCGCAACUGGCCUAUGACCUCUGGUGGAUUGCCCUGGCCGUCAUCAUUAUCUGUAUCGUGGAGGCGGGUAGUUUUACCCGCGACCCGGUGACAUAUUCCGCCUUCAACAUUAUCUUCGAGACCGUCAGUGCAUACGGCACCGUCGGAAUCAGCACGGGCCUGCCUGAUCAAAUGUAUAGUUUUUCCGGGGGCUGGCAUACCCUGAGCAAGCUGGUCCUCUGCGCGGUGAUGCUGCGUGGCCGGCACCGUGGAUUGCCCGUCGCGAUCGACAAAGCUAUUAUGUUACCUGGGGAGCACCUCAUCCAGGCUGAACAGGAAGACGCGCACAUCCGCUUGGAAAGGACGAUGAGUCGAACUCGAAGUCGGGCCAUGGCGUAA